AUGGCUGGAGCAGGACUAUCGAAGCGCGGUGCUGCCAAUGUCGACAAGAUCAUGCCGGGGAUAAGUGCAGCUUUACUUGAAAGAACGAAACCCACUGCACCCCGUAUCGAUCUCUCCACGGCCGAGAAUUGGCUACUGCGCGACGAGAUUAUUGAAUUGACAAAGGAGGGCAUACGAGACGGACUGAAGCCUCAUCAUUUCUCGUACCCGAACGAAUUUGCAGGCGACGCAGACCUUAUCAAGGCUCUAGCGGGAUUCUUUAAUGAAUACUUCCAUCCUCAUAUCCCAGUGGAGCCUGACCAUGUCGCAACUGCGCCAGGGGCAGCGACCUGUCUGAAUACCUUUCUCUACAACACCUGCGAACCUGGGGAAGGAAUUCUUGUUCCAGCCCCUUUUUGGAAUGGAUUCGACUGGCUUUUUACUGCACGAUCGUCUGCAGUACCGGUGAUGGUUCACGUCGAGAAGAGUGCAGAUACGCUCACAUCCCAGCUUAUCCCGGCCCUGGAAAAGGCGUACAGCGAAUCCAAAAUCCCAAUUCGGGGUCUUUUGCUCACCAACCCGCAUAAUCCCUUCGGCCAAUGUUAUCCUAGGUCUGUACUUGAGGACUGCAUCAGGUUCUGCCAUAGCAACGGCAUUCAUUACAUCUCGGACGAAGUCUAUGCGCUCUCGUCAUUUGAGAAUCCUGAGAUCCCAGACGCUGCGCCUUUCGUAUCUGCAUUGCAAAUCGAUGUAGCCGGGUUGGGCUGCGAUCUUUCGCGAGUCCACACCUUCUGGAGCACCAGCAAGGACUUUGGCUCGAAUGGAUUCCGCGUGGGGUGCAGCAUAACUCAGGCGAACAAAGAGAUGCACGUAGCUUUGGCGCUGGCUUCCAAUACCGAGACAAGUAGCCUUGCUGCAGUCGCUUCAACAGCACUGCUCACGUCGCCGAAACUGCCAGAGCUUCUGCAGCUUAACUCCCAGCGUCUAAAGGAAGCAUAUACUGUCAUCACAGACUUUUUCAAGAGGGCGAACAUCCACUACAUUCCUGUGAAUUCAGCCCCUUACAUAUUUGCGCGGUUAGUGCCGAACGCACAAUCCUGGGACGAUGAACGUUCCAUGAUCGGUCAAUUAAAGGAAGCCGGUGUUGUUGUCAGCAGUGGUAAGGCAUACCACGUCAACGAGGAAGAGAAGGGUUGGUGUAGAAUGACCUUUGCGCUGGAGAGAUCCAAACUGGAGGAGGCUAUUAAGCGCAUGGAGGCUGUCCUGGGCCAACAAGAACGCAAUUAG
Messenger RNA from Nannizzia gypsea CBS 118893, 1266 nucleotides. Its product is annotated as 1-aminocyclopropane-1-carboxylate synthase 7. The record is from RefSeq and is a predicted model, not a curated record. Bases 1 to 1266 code for a protein of 421 amino acids. Gene Ontology annotation, molecular function: transaminase activity; pyridoxal phosphate binding. Gene Ontology annotation, biological process: amino acid metabolic process; biosynthetic process. The transcript is spliced from 4 exons. Lineage: Eukaryota; Fungi; Ascomycota; Eurotiomycetes; Onygenales; Arthrodermataceae.